Messenger RNA from Lepus europaeus (European hare), 2574 nucleotides. It is a transcript of the gene ELOA, whose product is annotated as elongin A. Gene Ontology annotation, biological process: transcription elongation by RNA polymerase II. The coding region runs from base 42 to 2267 and encodes 741 amino acids. NCBI's taxonomy places the organism in Eukaryota, Metazoa, Chordata, Mammalia, Lagomorpha, Leporidae. The record is from RefSeq and is a predicted model, not a curated record. Gene Ontology annotation, cellular component: elongin complex; nucleus. The transcript is spliced from 11 exons. Gene Ontology annotation, molecular function: protein binding.
GCGAGCCCAGUUCCGGCGAGGAGGCCGCGCCAGUGACAGCGAUGGCGGCGGAGUCGGCGCUGCAAGUCGUGGAGCGGCUGCAGGCGCGCCUGGCCGCGAACCCGGACCCUAAGAAGCUUUUGAAAUAUCUGAAGAAGCUCUCCGCCUUGCCUAUUACAGUAGACAUCCUUGCGGAGACCGGGGUUGGCAGGACGGUGAACAGCCUGCGGAAACACGAACACGUCGGAGGCUUUGCCAGGGAGCUCGUGGCCCAGUGGAAGAAGCUGGUUCCUGUAGAACGAAACAAUGAGCCUGAAGAGCAGGACUUUGACAAGAGCAGCUCCCGCAAGCGCCCCCGGGAAGCUCUGCAGAAGGAGGAGGAGAUGGAGGAAGAGGAGCAGGAGCACUGGAAAGCCUCCGGGAGCCAGUCCUGCAGCCCUGAGCACAGACAGAAGAAGCACAGGAAGCUCGCUGAGCUGGAGAGACCCCACAAAGCCUCCCACAGCCACGAGAGGAGAGACGAGAGGAAGCGGUGUCACAGGGUGUCGCCUGCUUACUCCUCAGACCAUGAGUCUUCGGAUUAUGGCCACGUGCAGUCCCCCCUGUCUUCUGCCAGUCCUCAUCAGGUGUACGUGGACCAUUACAGGUCCCCGGACCAGGACCCCGAGCCCAUAGUUCCACACCAGAAGCCUGGAAAAGGCCACAGCCAUGCCUUGCAGGACAGACUGGGGAUCAGCCAGGAGCGGCACCUGGGUGAGCCCCAGGGGAGAGAGGCUGUGAACCAAAACAAGGAGCACAAGUCUUCCCACAAGGAGAAGCGCCCUGGGGGCGCCAAGGCCGAGGAGAAGGCCUGUGCCAUAAGCAGAGAGAAAUCUCACAGCCGGAGGCCGCUCCCGGGCGACAGCACGAAGGAGAAGCUGCCCUCGGGUGUCUCCCAGAAAGAGAAGGAAAGAGAGGGCAGCGGCCACAAGAAGAAGUUUGCCCCCUCCUUGGAGGUGGCUUCGGACAACCACCUUAAAAAGCCAAAGCACAGAGACUCGCAGAAAACCAAAUCGGACAAAAAGCCCGGUCUAGACAGCGUGGACGCGGGCAAGGGGGGGAAGGGGAAGACUCCAGACGGGAGAGCGAAGGCCUCCAAGGCGGGGGAGGAGGACGCCGAGGACGGCUUUGAGGAGCCCACCAUGUCCUUUGAGUCGUACCUCAGCUACGACCAGCCCAAGAAGAAGAAGAAGAAGGUCGUGAAAGCGUCGGCCCCAGCACUUGGAGAAAAGGGGCUGAAAAAAAGCGACUCUAAAAGCACUAAAGACUCGGGCCCAGCUCGGAAAUUGCCUAAGGGGAAUGAGACCCAGACGGAGAAGCUGCCAGCAGCUGGCGCCGACUCAGCCAAGCCGAAGAAGGUCCCCACAGAUGCGUUACCGGCGCUGCCAGACCUCCCCCUGCCCAUGAUCCAGACCAAUUACCGUCCACUUCCUUCCCUCGAGUUGAUCUCUUCCUUCCAGCCAAAGCGAAAAGCAUUUUCCUCACCCCAGGACGAGGAAGAAGCUGGAUUCACUGGACGGAGAAUGAAUUCCAAGAUGCAGGUGUAUUCUGGUUCCAAAUGUGCCUAUCUCCCCAAGAUGAUGACCUUGCACCAGCAGUGCAUCCGAGUCCUUAAGAACAACAUCGACUCAAUCUUCGAGGUGGGAGGAGUCCCCUACUCUGUGCUGGAGCCCGUGUUGGAGAGGUGCACUCCCGACCAGCUGUACCGCAUAGAGGAGUACAAUCAUGUUUUAAUAGAGGAAACAGAUCAAUUAUGGAAAAUUCACUGUCACCGAGACUUUAAGGAAGAAAGACCAGAAGAAUAUGAGUCAUGGCGGGAGAUGUACCUGCGCCUCCAGGACGCCCGAGAGCAGCGGUUACGAGUGCUGACCAAGAACAUCCAGUCCGCACAUGCCAAUAAGCCCAAAGGCAGACAAGCAAAGAUGGCCUUCGUCAACUCUGUGGCCAAGCCGCCUCGCGACGUCCGAAGGAGGCAGGAGAAGUUCGGGACGGGAGGAGCAGUUGUCGCCGACAGAAUCAAGAUUAAGCCCGCCCCGUACACCAGCGGAAGCAGCCACGCCUCCAGCAGCAACAGCUUUAACGCCAGCCCCGAGGAGCCAGCCUACGACGGCCCGAGCACCAGCAGUGCCCACCUGGCGCCAGUGGUCAGCACUGUUUCCUACGAUCCUCGGAAGCCAACUGUGAAGAAAAUUGCCCCGAUGAUGGCCAAGACGAUAAAAGCUUUCAAGAACAGAUUCUCCCGACGAUAAAACUGAGGGCCUGCCUGGGAGCUGGAAUCGUUGGGGGCAGGAAGAGAACAGUGGAGCCUGGGGGUUGGAACUUCCGAAGGAGACCAGGAGCUUUGCGUGGUGGAGACGGUGGUUCCCGAGCACGGGCGACGCCCGUGCACCCCGGCCCGGCCCGCUGCCUGCAGCACACUUCAGGAUUCUGGAGGAGACGUGAAGCCUCAGUGCACUGAGGAUUUUAAGGUCAAUUAUACUUUUGUUGUUAAUUAGCAUCUUUGUAAACUAUAAGACAUAGUUUUAAUUAAUAAAUAUUGCCCCCAGAUUGUAUUUA